Solanum verrucosum is the source of this 1546-nucleotide messenger RNA. RefSeq lists its product as uncharacterized. Bases 71 to 1525 code for a protein of 484 amino acids. The transcript has 10 exons. Gene Ontology annotation, molecular function: RNA binding. Gene Ontology annotation, biological process: mRNA splicing, via spliceosome. Gene Ontology annotation, cellular component: nucleus. The record is from RefSeq and is a predicted model, not a curated record. Lineage: Eukaryota; Viridiplantae; Streptophyta; Magnoliopsida; Solanales; Solanaceae.
CUUGAAACUCCAUAAUUUUUGUAGAUUCUGAAGUUAAUGAAUUCACCAUAUUGAUCUGCAAAGCUUAGUGAUGGCGGGAACCGAGAAAGAAGAACUGGAACUACACGAAUCCGAUAAUCAGUUCGUUUGGGAUGAAACUUCUCAGCUUUACUAUCAUGCUAGCACUGGAUUUUAUCACGAUCCUCAAGCAGGCUGGUACUAUAGUUGUAAUGAUGGCCUUUAUUACAAAUUUGAAAAUGGUACUUAUGUACCCAUGGAGUCUUCUCAGGAUGGUUGUCGUGAAAUGAAUAGUUGUGAGAGCAUUGCGCGUGCGGAUUCUAACAAAGAGGAGGUAGAUGCAGACAUAAGUAUGUCAGGUGAAAAUGUGGCGCAAGCAGUGGAACCACUUUCUUCUGAGUUCGCUGAAGAGCACUUGGAGGAUACCAGUUGCAAGCUUCCAGAAAACCCGCCACCACCUUCAGAGUGGCUCGAAGAUACUCUCAUUGAACUUUAUCUGGCGAAUUAUACCACUCAAGCUGCCAAUAGUACUUCAGACAUAACAGUGGCUCCUGAAAUAAAUGACACGGAUCACACACAUUUGUCAGCAGCUGGGAAUGACAGCACAUAUGAACUUGAGGAAGGUGAAUGGAUACCAGACGACUGGACAGAUUCUGCUGAUCCAAUUGCAGAUGUCAUGGAUGAUGGCAUUUGUUUGGAGGAAGAGAACUGGCGAGCCCAGUAUGGUCAAGUUGAACGACCAGUUGAGGAUUCUCUGUCACAUAUUCAGGCUGUUGAUUUGUGGGACUGGUCAAUGGUUAAAAAGAUCAGAAAAGGUCGAAAAAGAAGGGUGGCCAAGCUGGUAGGACGACUGGUGAAGCCCACUGCUAAGCUGCAUCCAUCAAUGCCCUCAAGUGGCCAUCUUCUUAAAACUGCCCCAGUAUGUGAAGUUCAUCUUGAUCUGGUACGAGUUACAUCAGGUCAGGUGUACAGGUUGAGAAAUCCUAGCACACAAUAUUUGGCUUCUUUGUCAAAUUAUGAUUCUUCCAAUCCAACGAAAUAUUGGCGCUUUCCGCAAAUGUCAAUCAACAGAGAAAUCCAGACAUGCUCACCAGUCACUGAAAGAUAUAAACCCAUAAGCACAACACUUCCUGGUGGGGAGGAUGUAUCUCUGCCAUCGGAGAUCAGUGCACCUGAAAAGGACAGAGACCACCUGUACAGGGACAGAGCUGCAGAAAGAAGAGCAUUGCAUGGUGGGUUUGGCGUUGGUCCAGGGCAAAAAAUUUCACCCAACUCUGAUGAUUCUGUUCCUUCGGAGACAUCUGCUGGUCCAGAGGAAGCUCUUUCCGAAUCCUUGAGCAAUUCAUUUGGAGCUGGUAGCUAUGCCAGAAGAAUGUUGGAAAACAUGGGCUGGAAAGAGGGGGAAGCACUUGGCUGCAGCAACAAGGGGUUGAUUGAACCUUUACAGGCUACGGGAAACAAAGGUUCUGCUGGGCUGGGUUGGAAUGAUGAGCGAAGAAAGCAGUCCAUGUACAGUUCUAAAAAAUAAGCGCUGUACCUCCUUUUUUGG